Humulus lupulus (European hop) is the source of this 1421-nucleotide messenger RNA. RefSeq lists its product as uncharacterized. NCBI's taxonomy places the organism in Eukaryota, Viridiplantae, Streptophyta, Magnoliopsida, Rosales, Cannabaceae. Gene Ontology annotation, molecular function: transmembrane transporter activity. The record is from RefSeq and is a predicted model, not a curated record. Gene Ontology annotation, biological process: transmembrane transport. The coding region runs from base 1 to 1026 and encodes 341 amino acids. The transcript has 7 exons. Gene Ontology annotation, cellular component: membrane.
AUGGUUAAAAAUAUAGAAGUGGCUGUUAGACAAAAUAAUGCGAAAGACUUGGCACUUGAUCAUGCUAUACAUAUGUUGCUCGCUGGGGAGGCAGUAUUUCUGGGUUUUCAGCACUACAUUUUGGCCCUUGGAACUGCAGUGAUGAUCCCUUCUUUCCUUGUUCCUUACAUGGGUGGUACUGAUGGUGAUAAAGUCAGAGUAGUACAGACUCUACUGUUUAUUGAAGGAAUUAACACACUUCUUCAAACUCUCUUUGGAACCAGACUGCCUACUGUUAUUAGAGGGUCUUAUGCAUUCAUGGUCCCUAUUAUAUCUAUCAUUCAUGAUUCAUCAUUGGCUAGUAUUGAGGACCCUCAUAUCGCGGUGUGUUUUGCUUUAAUGGGCAUUGGCAGCUCAUUUCAUGCUCAAGAAACUGCUUCAAUCGACGAGGAUUUCUCCGACCUUGAACUUUUGCAGUUCUUUCGUAUCCAAGGUCUCGACAAGUCCGGCAAUCGAAUUUUUCGCAUCGUCGGAAAGUACUUUCCCGCUCCAAUUGUGAGCGCAGAUCGUUUGAAGAGGUAUAUUGUUCAAAAGCUAUGCAGUGAAUUGCCUGAAGGGCCAUUCUCCAUUGUUUACAUGCAUAGUACUGUCCAGAAAGAGGAUAACUCCCCUGGGAUCACUAUCUUGAGGUGGAUUUAUGAAGACCUUCCUUCUGAUUUCAAAGACAGGCUUCAAUUUGUCUACUUUGUUCAUCCUGGGCUUCGCUCGCAGCUUGUAUUUGCUACCCUCGGGCGAUUCUUCCUAAGUGGAGGUCUGUAUUGGAAGAUCAAGUACGUGAGUCGUUUGCAGUACCUUUGGGAUGAUGUAAAGAAGGAAGACAUUGAAAUUUCUGAAUUUGUGAAAUCUCAUGAUGAUUUUCUGGAACACAGACCACUAACAGAUUAUGGUAUUGAACCAGACCCUCUUCACUUAACUGAGGUUCCUGCCAUGGCUUGCUCAUAUGGGAGAUAUGAAGAGAGAUGGGCAUCAAGACAUGAUAUGUCCUAGUUUAGCUAAUGCAUUUCAGUCCAAGUUAAGGCCUUACUAAAAGGUAAAUGUUAAAGUUAUAAUACAACACUAGCAUUGUACAUAUUUAUCCUUUUGUGUUCUUCACCUUAUUAUUCUUAUUAGUAAUUUGAACUGGCGAUCAGAACCUGUAUAUUGUUUUGGACAUCUUUACCUUUAGUAGACCGGCCAUGUUGAUUGGUUGUGUGUAAAAAAUAAGUGUUUAUUAGGCACAUGGAAUCUUGAACCAGAAGAUGAUGAACCUAGAUCAAAGAGACUAGUAGUAGGAGCUUGAAGAAUAACAUUUCAUUAUCAAACUGAAAUUGCUGUAUUUUACUGUAUUGUCAAAUUAUUGGUGCUAUACUGUUGAUUAUGAAGGACAACAUGUUUUAUUGUUA